AUGACGAUGCUCCUCACAACAGCAACCCGCCCGUCGCGGCUCCUCACCAAACACCUCCGCAACCUCCGCUUCUCCUCAUCCUCAUCCACCUCCGCAUCGACAAUCGCGUCCUCCUUCCUCAACCGCUUCCAAUCGCUAGGCCCCCAAAUCCGCACCCAAACACUCGAUCCAAAUCAACUGCGCCUCCUCUCACUAACUCUCAACCGCUCCUCGCUCUUCCCCUCCUUACCCGCGCUCUCCAGCACAACAACCACCCCCACCGCAGACAAUGCCAUCGACACCGAGGUCUCCGCCGGAACCCCGCUCCCACCAGGUUACCACCUCGUCUACUUUACGCCAGCCUUUCUAGAGACCGAACUCGGCGCGGAUGGCACGGACACAAGCUAUAACCCGUCGCAUCCUUUUACGCGGCGCAUGUGGGCGGGCGGGGAGGUCUCGUGGCCAAGGGAUGGGUCCGGGAGGGCCAAUCCGUUGCGCGUGGGACAGCGGGUUACGGAGACGACGAGGGUACUAAGUGCGGAACCGAAGGUUGUCCGCAAGACGGGGGAGGAGAUGAUUGUUGUGGGUGUUGAGAAGGAGUUUGCGAAUGAGGGGGGUGUUGCGGUUGUUGAUCGGCGAAAUUGGGUCUUCCGAAAAGCCCUCCCACCAUUAACACCCUCAACAACAGCAGAAGCAUCCUCAACCCUCCCGCCGCCUUCCCCACCAACCCCGCACCCAGCAACAAGCACCACAACAUCAACAGGAAACACGCACACACGAACCCUAACCCAAACAGCCGUGACGCUCUUCCGCUUCAGCGCCCUCACCUUCAACCCGCACAAGAUCCACUACUCGCUCCCCUGGGCGCGCGACGUCGAGGGACACAGGGACAUCGUUGUGCACGGCCCGCUGAAUCUGAUUUCUAUCUUGGACCUGUGGCGCGAUUUGCGCGGUGCGGAUGGGAGGGAUGGAUCGUUGGAUCUGCUGUAUCCGGAGAGUAUCAGUUACCGGGCGACGAGUCCGUUGUAUGCUGGGGAUGAGUAUCGGAUUGUGCUUGAGGAGAAAGAGGGGAAGGGGGUUGUCGAGAUUUUGACCGCGGAUGGGAGGACAGCGAUGAAGGCGGGGAUUACCAGUGUAUAG
Messenger RNA from Aspergillus calidoustus, 1119 nucleotides. Lineage: Eukaryota; Fungi; Ascomycota; Eurotiomycetes; Eurotiales; Aspergillaceae. The record is from the annotation of a GenBank genome assembly.